Brenthis ino (lesser marbled fritillary) is the source of this 846-nucleotide messenger RNA. The record is from the annotation of a GenBank genome assembly. Lineage: Eukaryota; Metazoa; Arthropoda; Insecta; Lepidoptera; Nymphalidae.
AUGCUGGCGGCGGCGCGGCUUUUCCCGUCCGCGGACGGCGCGCCGCGCGGCGACGCCGAGUCCGAGCACAUCGAAGUCGGCGCGGCGGAGCGUCUCGACGAGAAACGGUUCCAGGAAGCAGAACGGGCCCGCGUUGAAAUGAUGAACGAGGUGGAUGAGGAAAACGCCAAUGAAGUGUUUAUGGAUGAUCCCUGUUUGAAGGUGCACUGCAGCGCCGGCCGCGUGUGCGAGAUCGACGAGCACGGAGACGCAGUCUGCAACUGCAUCAAGGAGUGUCCCUACGAGACCGACUCUCGACGCAAGGUGUGCACGCACCGCAACGAGACGUGGUCGUCGGACUGCGAGGUGUACCGCCAGCGCUGCCUGUGCCUCGACAACUCCGAGCUGUGCCGCGGCCCCGAGUACCACCACGUGCAGAUCGAGUACUACGGUGCCUGUAGGGAGAUGCCGGAGUGCACGGAGAGCGAGAUGUCGGACUUCCCGCGGCGCAUGCGCGACUGGCUGUUCAACAUCAUGCGCGACAUGGCGGAGCGCCGCGAGCUGUCGCCGCACUACCAACGCAUGGAGCGCGAGGCGGAGUCCAACCUCACGCGGCGCUGGACCAACGCCGCCAUCUGGAAGUGGUGCGACCUGGACGCGCACGACAACGACCGCUCCGUGUCGCGCCACGAGCUGUUCCCCAUCCGCGCGCCGCUCAUGGCGCUGGAGCACUGCAUCGCACCUUUCCUCGACCGCUGCGACGAGGACGACGACCACCGCAUCACGCUGGCCGAGUGGGGCAAGUGUCUGCAGCUCGACGAGUACGAGCUGGAGGACCGCUGCGACGAGCUGUCGGACGACGCCGCC